GUGAGCUGAUUAUUACAUUUCGACUCACUCACUUUUUAUAUAUUAUCAAGCACACUCUCGUGUUUGCCUUCCCUCAAUUUCUUAAAAUGGAUAUCAAGAGUGUGACAUUCUAGGAUUAUUAUAAUUUUGUUCAUCACCUCUAUUCGAAGCUUAAUAGAAAGAUUAUUAUUCCUCCUUGUCUUUGGGGACUAAUAAGAUUUCUGGUUGUCUGAUCCAAUGGCUGCAACCACUGAGAUGCCCACUGAUGUUGUCAAUGAUGUUAGUAUCAACAAGGAUGGUGAAAAGGGCAUUGAUAGCGGAAUUGAGAAUAACUCUUCGAUUACGACCUCGAAACCCAAAACUGAAUCCGAUCUGGAUAUGCAAAAGCUUGUGGCUAUGUUCAAGAAACUAAAUCCAAUGGCUAAGGAGUUUUUCCCUUCUUAUUACAAUCCCAAGAAGAACAAUCAGACAGGAAAAGACAAUCAACUUCUGUCUGCUGAUGAUGUGGCGCCCACAAAAAAACAAUCUGGUGAAGAAGUUGAUCUUAAUGGAAAGAAAGGUGACAAUAACCAGAAGAGAAGAAACAGUUAUAGCCAAGGGAGGAGAAGGUUAACUGGAAGAAUUUCUAAGGCUCAGAGAGAGGAUAGUAUGAGAAGAACGGUCUAUGUUUCUGACAUUGACCAGAGUGUGACUGAGGAGGGUCUUGCUGGCUUGUUUAGUAACUGUGGACAAGUUGUUGAUUGUCGGAUUUGUGGGGAUCCACAUUCAGUUCUUCGAUUUGCGUUUGUCGAGUUUGCAGAUGACCAGGGCGCCCGAGAAGCUUUAAGCCUUGGUGGAACGAUGCUCGGGUACUACCCGGUGAGGGUCUUGCCCUCCAAAACUGCUAUUCUUCCAGUGAAUCCCACAUUUCUUCCCAGGUCAGAAGAUGAAAGGGAGAUGUGUUCAAGGACAAUCUAUUGCACAAAUAUCGACAAGAAGGUUACUCAAGCUGAUGUGAGAAACUUGUUUGAGACGGCAUGUGGUGAGGUAACUCGCCUGAGGCUUCUUGGUGAUCAACUGCAUUCAACUCGUAUAGCUUUUGUUGAAUUUGCUCUGGCGGAUAGUGCACUUAGGGCGCUCAACUGCAGCGGGAUGGUCGUUGGAUCCCAACCGAUAAGGGUAAGUCCUUCAAAGACACCAGUAAGGCCACGAAUCACUCGACCACCGUCUACAAACUAGAAAGAGACCCGACUAGCUGGCUUUCCAGAAGAGAGAUGAUUUCAAACUUCUUUUUUCGAUUCUCUCUUUUUGACGUUUUAGAACAGUUUAUCUUCUCCAGUUACAUUUGUAACUGGAAGGUGGAAACCCUUAUGGUUCUGUUUUCUGAAUUUGGAGUUAUUAUUAGGCUCUGUCUUUUCUGACUGAGAUACUUCCAUCUGUUUCAUCAUCUUUCUCUAAGGGAUUUUUAUAGUUUUUGCUUUUGAAA
Molecule: messenger RNA, 1444 nt
Organism: Raphanus sativus (radish)
Lineage: Eukaryota; Viridiplantae; Streptophyta; Magnoliopsida; Brassicales; Brassicaceae
Product: polyadenylate-binding protein-interacting protein 9-like
Exons: 10
Coding region: 217-1197 (326 amino acids)
Molecular function (GO): RNA binding
Source: RefSeq, a predicted model, not a curated record